Molecule: messenger RNA, 1980 nt
Organism: Striga asiatica
Lineage: Eukaryota; Viridiplantae; Streptophyta; Magnoliopsida; Lamiales; Orobanchaceae
Source: the annotation of a GenBank genome assembly
AAUCCCGUCUAUUCAGUUUCAUUUUUCAUCCUCGUAUGCAUCUUUCUCGCUAUAAAUACAUACUCGUGCAACCCAUCGAAUUUUUUCUCUAUAUUCCUUCUCGAAUUUUCUGUCUGUCUGACACUAAAUCUAAUCGUCAAUUUUCGAGCAUACAAGGAAUUGAACACAGAGGCGCUCUGUAUUGUUGCCGAUCUUAUCGAUCUAUUACAGUCAAAAGACAGAAAGGCCGGGAAGGAACCUCCAAAGGCCUCCUCAAAGCCUUCCCUUCACAUCAAUAGCAGCAUCUCCGGAGCCCCGGCCAGCGGUUACAACCCCCUUUCCGGAACAUUCCACACAUUCGACACCUCGCCCAUCCCCACAUCCACCCCUCUCCCCACCAACACCCGUUUCCGCAACAUGGACGAAUUAGACGACCCCAACCCAUCCCUUAACGGCACCGAAUACGACUCCAUCUCCAACAACGGCAGCUGGUCCGGCGAGUCCGAGGACCACCGCGAAAAGCCUCCCCAUCCUCGCGCGGAACCGUCACCAGUCCCCGGCGCCGACAACGACAAGCGGGAGAAAAUCCGGCUAAAAAACGAGCGCAAGCACCAGCGCCAGAAGGAAAGGCGGGCCCAGGAGCUUCACGAGCGGUGCACCGGCUACCUCAUGUCGAGGAAGCUGGAGGCCCUUUCCCAGCAGCUCGUGUCCAUGGGCUUCCCCCAGGAUCGGGCCAUGAUGGCCCUCAUCCUAAACGAGGGCCGUGUGGAGGAGUCUGUCGCGUGGCUUUUCGAGGAAGACAAUAAUAACAACAACAGGCAGGAGGCGCAGAGUCUGUAUAAUGGGAAUUUGAAGAUCGACAUCUCGGAAGAGGUGGCCCGCGUAGCCGAGAUGGAGGUUAGGUACAAGGCGUCGAAGCAGGAGGUGCAGCGGGCUGUGGUCUCGUGCGAGGGUGACCUCCAGCUGGCGGACGAGAUGCUGCGUUCCCAGAAAGAGGAGGAGCCUCCAGCCAAGCUCGAGCAAGGGAGGGAAGAGAAAGAUUUCAACUACAAGCAAAAUCCGAUUAGAAUACAAGCAAAAGCCACGGUGCCUGUAUCUUCCCAGCAGAGGAGGGAAGAGAAAGAUUUCAACUACACCAAACCUCCACCGACUGUGGGUCCCUCAGCUGAACCGGUGACCAAAAACGUGCAGGUGCUGAAGGUUCCACCUAAACCGGGCACAAGUGCAAGUGUGGGAUCUCAUAAUAAUAGUACUACUAAUAAUAACAAAAUCCACAGUAAUAGUAAUCCUUCUACUUCGAUUCCGCUAUCAUCAUCAUCGCCUUUGCUGGCCAAGACAGAGGCGCCUCGUUUCUUAGCUGUUGGGAACGAGUUGAAGAGUUUGCAGCUCGGUUCGGUUAAGGAGCCAGUCGUGGUAAUGCAGAGACCUCAACCUCAACAACCUAUCUCUAUCCCAAAGCAAGCUCCACCUCAAUCCCCGAGCACGAGCCUUGGGUCAUACGAGACAUUGAGGCCCAACAGGCUCGACCCAUCUUUUGCUGUUGCUAGAGCUGUUAAUCCCGAGAUUGUCAGCUCAAAUCCGAUGUACAGCCAGUUUCAUUACCAACAGCAGCAGCAGCAACAGCAGUAUGUGUCCAAUAGUAGAGGCCUUGCAGCUGCCUCGUCACUAGGCCUGUUUUCAGGAGUAGGCACAAAUGGGGGGUAUUCUGGGUCUGUUGACUGGAAAACGGGUGGGUCAAUAUUGCAUUGUGAUUACGCAAACGUGGACUGGAGUUUGGACCGUGGGUUGUUGCCCCAAAGGCCCAAUGGGCUGUGGCCCCGGACAAGCUACCCUGUGCAGAAUAAUGGUUAUGGGGUGAGGUCGGGCAUGAGGCCUGUUUUGUCUGGUGGAGUGUCCCACGGAUUGCCUGAAGGGGAUUCAAGUUCUUGGGAGUGGAGUUCGCCGUUUGAGGAGAAGGAUAUAUUCAGUCUGCCAAGACAGUAUGUCUCGUCACCUUCUCUG